This is a messenger RNA of Elgaria multicarinata webbii, 2196 nucleotides long. It is a transcript of the gene COL13A1, whose product is annotated as collagen type XIII alpha 1 chain. Lineage: Eukaryota; Metazoa; Chordata; Lepidosauria; Squamata; Anguidae. The coding region runs from base 4 to 1647 and encodes 547 amino acids. The record is from RefSeq and is a predicted model, not a curated record. The transcript has 36 exons.
GCCAUGGGGAUCCGUGGACUACCGGGAGCCCCAGGAGAAGCUGGCAUGUCCAUCAUUGGUCCCCGUGGCCCUCCGGGACAGCCUGGAACAAGAGGUUUUCCUGGGUUUCCGGGCCCAAUUGGUUUAGAUGGCAAACCAGGGCACCCUGGACAGAAGGGGGAAGUGGGAGUCCCUGGACAAAAAGGAGAAAAGGGUCAAUGUGAAGACUACCCACACAGGGAAUACCUAAGUACCACACUUGCAGCUCUGCGUUCUAAUCAGAUCCUUACACUGAAGGGUGAACAAGGACAGGCAGGAAUCCAAGGGCCACCUGGGCCACCAGGCCUCCCCGGGACUCCAGGACAACCAGGCCCAACCGGACCAGCUGGCAAAGCAGGAGAACCAGGGAAACCAGGCAAGGAUGGAAAGGGCUUGCCAGGACCUCCUGGACCAAAGGGAGACGCUGGAGUUCAGGGGUACCAUGGAAGAAAGGGUGAGGUGGGUGAGACUGGCUUACCGGGUGCCCCUGGCCUUCCUGGUCCUACUGGCCCAAAGGGUGAAAAAGGGGACUCUAGCAUGAAGGGAGUUCCUGGAAUUGCAGUGGCAGGGACGAAGGGUGAGCCAGGGAUUCCAGGAGCAAAGGGAGACCGUGGAGUUGCAGGGAAGAUGGGCCUCCCAGGGAAAAGGGGGCAGAGGGGUGAGAGAGGAAAACCUGGUGAGCCAGGACCUCCUGGAACCUUGGGAGAAAAGGGAGAAAAAGGAGAUUCUGGCAAUGCAAUUGGAGGAGGCAAAGGAGAACCUGGGCCACCGGGAUUACCUGGGCCUCCAGGACCAAAGGGAGAAGCUGGAGCUCCUGGGGAACAGGGGCCUUUUGGCCCAAGGGGUUUCAAGGGUGAACCAGGAAAGAAUGAAAUGGUAGAUUACAAUGGCAAUAUCAAUGAAGCUUUACAGGAGAUCCGAACCUUGGCCCUUAUGGGACCUCCCGGACUGCCAGGUGUUGCAGGGCCAUCAGGACCACCUGGACAGAAGGGUGAAGUUGGCCUGCCAGGUCCUCCUGGACAUGAUGGAGAAAGGGGUCUUGAUGGCCUGACUGGAGAAAAGGGUGAACAAGGGAUGCCAGGACCUCCAGGCCUAAUAGGCCCAAUUGGACUUCCAGGUUUUACAGGAGAAAAGGGAGAACUUGGAGAAAAAGGAGACACUGGAGACUCAGUAACUGGGCCACCAGGGCCCCAAGGCCCACCAGGGACAUCAGGUCUUCAAGGCCUUCCAGGACCUAAGGGGGAAGCAGGUAUUGAUGGAAAGCAAGGCGAAAAGGGUGCCCGGGGAGAAAAAGGAGACCGAGGUCCUCUGGGAUUGCCCGGUGCUUCAGGUUUAGACGGCAGGCCUGGCCCACCGGGUACUCCAGGACCAAUUGGAGUUCCAGGACCAGCAGGACCAAAAGGAGAGAGGGGCAAUAAAGGAGACCCUGGAAGUGCAGGACCAAUAGGGCCAGCAGGGCUUCCUGGUUUACAAGGCUCAUCAGGUGAAAAAGGAAACCGGGGGGAAAGGGGCAAGAAAGGCUCUAGGGGGCCUAAAGGGGAUAAGGGAGACCAAGGAGCACCUGGAUUAGAUGCACCCUGUCCACUGGGGGAAGAUGGUUUGCCAAUUCAGGGAUGCUGGAAUAAGUGAAGAUUCUAACCAUGGACUGGCGUGUGUGUGUGUGUAUGUGUGUUUGUGCAUAGAAUAUUUAUUUUUAUACAGUGUUCUUUUUGUAAAGUGCCAAAAGAUAUGCAUUUUGCAAAUUUUUAAAAGCUGCAUAUUUUUGUACAGAAAAUGCUACAUUUCUUCUUUUUUAUCUGAUUGUCAAUCACAUGUAUAAUUAUAUGUGUACUGAUGCUAUGCUUCUUGCAUUGUGGAAUACAGCUGCAAUAUUUGCAUGAUAUUUGUGCACUCACAGUAAGUGUUACAGCUUAAUAAGUUAUUGCAUUAAGGUGCCAGAAAUAACCACUCUAUGUACAUAUGAAGAUCAAAGCCAUUUGACAAUGAAUGCAAGAACAGCUUAAAAUACUUUGGAUUUUCAUUAUUAAAAUGAAAUGAAAUUUAGCAUUUGUAAAUAAAUCAUAUAAUGGUAUUUUUUUAAUGGUCAGACUUAAGUCAACAAGGGUAGACAACAGUGAUUGCCUUUCUUCAACCUUACCGCCAGCAGAGGGCACCACUGAUGCAAUAACAACAAAAUAU